AUGGCUACGGUAGGGCAGAUCCAUGUACAUGAUGUUUUCAUGUGUCCUAUUUGUUUAGAAACACUAAAGUCACCGAAAAGUUUACCAUGUUUACAUACCUUUUGUGAAACAUGCAUUGGUGAAUUUAUUUUAUCGACUGAACAACGCGCAGAACAAAAACUUUCCAACUACCGCUGUCCUAUUUGUAGGACAGUUGUUACACCCAACAACCCAGGAGACGAAGCAUCACAAUGGGCAGCAUCACUCCCUCAUAAUUUUAAAAUUUCGUCAUUAAUGGAUAACUCAAAGCGUGUCAAACGGAAUUGUCAUCUCUGUAAAAGGCGAGACAAAAUUUCCGAGGCAACACAAUGGUGUCGAGAUUGCAUGGAAGCGUUGUGUGAGGAAUGCUUGCAAUUCCACGGCAUUAUGAAGCUUUCUGCUCACCACAAAAUUGUGAAGAUUGAAGAAAUGGACACUGCCUCUUCCGGUGUAGACGAGCCAAAUCUCAGUAUGAUAUCCGAUUCGUGUCCAGUUCACACUUCAAAAGUUUUGGAAGCUUUCUGUUUUGAACAUCAAGAACUUUGUUGUCUUCUUUGCCUUACUUUACAUCAUAGAAAAUGCGAACACGUGCAAGCUAUUGAAGAAAUGCAAAACCUGAAAAAUGUCAAAAUGAGCAUGCUCUUGUCUGAAGUAAAUGCCAUAAAAGUGAAAGUUGAAAAGGUAAUGAAAGAAAAGAAUGGUGAAAAAGAAAAACUUGACAUUUCUUUUACCGAAAUUGAAGCAGAGGCCAACCAAAUUAUUUCAACAUUAAAAGAUAAACUAGACAGUUUGCUAGCUUUGUUUAUAAAGGGACUGAACAUGUCUCGUGAGGAAUCGGAAGACGCAUUCGAGAACAAACUGAAAACAUUUGAAAAACUUUCAAAAUAUUUUGAUAAGUUAGAGUGUACAACAAAAAAGGUCAAGGAGCAUGGCACAUUAAACCAAAUGUUUAUCCAUUUUGAAAAAUCAAAAAUCGAAAUAAAGUCUGUUUUGACGGGAGCAAGUUCAGUUUUAAAUACAAGUUCGAUUUCUGAAGCUAGAUUAGUUAAAAGUGCAAAACUAGAUCAAGUUGAAAAUAUCGAUGGUCUUUUUGAGCUCGAAUCAAUAAAAACAAUUCUAGUCGACCAUAACGCGUUUGUCAAACAGUUAUUUCCAUCAGGAAGUUCUGUUCUUUCCAAAACAGAUCCUCUAAGCAGUUUUGACUGUAUUUUGUUAAAACACAUUAAGACUAUAGCUUUAAAAGGUUUUGAUGUAUAUGGAGGCGUUUUUGUGUCAGAUGAAGUAAUUGUCGCUGGUGGAAUAGUGGAAGGGUUUGUUGGAAAAAUACAGGCUAUAAAUAUUUUGGAUAAACGAAUUGUUGACGAAUAUAUUUUGCCGACAUUAGUUAAAAGACUUGCAUUCGAUUUCGAAAGCGAGUCCCUGUUUCUUUCUUGCUACGGAUCAAACAUGUAUCGUUUCAAAUUUUUCAAUGCAUUUCACUCUGAAAUGAACAUUGAAGAUAACAAUCAAAGAAAUGGAGGCAUAUGUAUAUCUGAGGGAACAUUAUAUGUAAUAGUUGAAGAAACUGUCCAAAAAACAAGCCUUAAAAAUGUACAACCAUUUAAGAAGUGUUUUGAAACUAACACAAGUUGUCGUAACCUCAACGGACUUGAAAUUGAUUCUAAGAAUAAUCAUCUGCUAUACACCUCGGACAAUUCUGAAGUAGUGUGUACAUCGUUUGAUGGAGAUGAAAUUUUCAAGUACAAAAAUGAGUUCAUGGAGGAAACAACAAGUGUAUCUGUUCAUUUAUCAUAUUUGUAUGCGAUGAAACUGGACUAA
Molecule: messenger RNA, 1836 nt
Organism: Mytilus trossulus (common blue mussel)
Lineage: Eukaryota; Metazoa; Mollusca; Bivalvia; Mytilida; Mytilidae
Product: E3 ubiquitin-protein ligase TRIM33-like
Exons: 1
Coding region: 1-1836 (611 amino acids)
Molecular function (GO): zinc ion binding
Source: RefSeq, a predicted model, not a curated record